AUGAUGUCCCGUCUCCUUCAUCUUGCUACACUUGUGGCCACUGGGUUGGCUGCUGUGGCUCCUCCGGCUGCCCCUGCCAUUACCUCUGCCCCAGCGCUGUCAGCUGAGUUAUCGCAGCACGAACUGGCCAGAAGACAGUGCGUUAAGACUACCUAUGUCGUCCAGCCCGGCGAUACUCUUAGCGCCAUCGCCGCGAACAUGGGUGCUGGCGUGUGCAACAUUGCCUCGGAGAACAACAUCCCUGAAGUUGACACAAUUUACGGAGGACAAACCUUGACGGUACCUCUUUCCGUCUGUGGGGCCGUCUCUUCUGCGACUUUUUGUUGCAUAGCUAGCGCAGCUGCGACAACCCACGUGGCUGUUUCCGGGGACAGUUUCUAUGGCCUUGGAAUUCAGAACGGCGUUCCGGCCGCAUCUAUUGCGAGUGCAAACACUGGGAUUGCAUCUGCCAACAUCAUGAUUGGCCAGGUCAUCACGAUCCCAGCUCGACCGACCAACUGUUAA
Molecule: messenger RNA, 504 nt
Organism: Neoarthrinium moseri
Lineage: Eukaryota; Fungi; Ascomycota; Sordariomycetes; Amphisphaeriales; Apiosporaceae
Exons: 2
Coding region: 1-504 (167 amino acids)
Source: RefSeq, a predicted model, not a curated record